Molecule: messenger RNA, 1955 nt
Organism: Pseudoliparis swirei
Lineage: Eukaryota; Metazoa; Chordata; Actinopteri; Perciformes; Liparidae
Gene: zdhhc22
Product: zinc finger DHHC-type palmitoyltransferase 22
Exons: 3
Coding region: 170-1003 (277 amino acids)
Biological process (GO): protein palmitoylation
Cellular component (GO): Golgi apparatus
Molecular function (GO): palmitoyltransferase activity
Source: RefSeq, a predicted model, not a curated record
ACAGACGCAUCCAGACCAGCAGGCGGCGGUAGAAGAAGGAGCCGGCACCCUGACAAUGAGAAAGGGACGUCGGUGUGCAUCAACAUGACCUUCUGCGCGUGUGGAUGAACCGAGCCGAGGCUCCGCGGUGCUGAACGGACAGCUCCUCGCUCCUCGAACAUCAGCAGACAUGUUCACCAGGAUGUUGAAACUGAGGCUCCUCAACGCUGUCGCGCCUGCCUACUUCUUCAUGGCCACAGCAGUCACUUUCAUUUUCCACUUCUGCUUCUUCAUCCCAACAAUCUUCCCCAAUCCGGAUACAUCGCUCAGUCUGCCCACAGCUCUUCACACAGUGGUUUUCCUCUUCUUGAUGUUCAAUGCACUGGGUAACUACAUCAUGACUAUUACAUAUCCGGCUGAAAGCGCCAACGAGACCGCGGUCCCGGUGUGUUCGGCGCACUGCUCGGACAAAGUGGACGCGCACUACCUCCUGAACGGUCGGCACUUCUGCAAACUGUGUAAGAAAGUCAUCCUGAAGAGGGACCACCACUGCUUUUUCACUGGAAACUGCAUCGGCAACAAAAACAUGCGCUACUUCAUCAUGUUCUGCAUCUACACCUCAUGCACUUGUUUGUACUCGUUGGUUCUCGGCGUGGCCUUUAUCACAGUGGAGUACUCCAUCUCCUUUGAGAACCCGCUGACCUUCCUGACUCUGCUCCCCCUCUCCACCAGUUACUUCUUCACAGGAACAAUCUCAGGCUUGCAGUUGUUCCUGGUGCUGAUGCUCUAUGUGUGGCUGGGCAUCGGCCUGGUCUGCGCAGGCUUCUGCUGCCAGCAGGUGCUGCUGGUGGCCCGGGGUCAGACCUGGUGUCAGAUGCAGAGGGGGCAGCUCGUGGAGAACCGCAGCCCUUGGAGAAGCAACCUUAAGGAUGUGUUUGGUACCCGCUGGAUCCUCGGCCUCAUCCUGCCCGUGCAGACGGCGGAGACAUGCUCCGAAGACACGGACGCACAUAAGCAAGACUGAGUGAUAACCACAUGUCCCAAUAGGCCACACAAGUGGCACAAGUUGUAGAAAAGGGUUUCUUGGGAUCCAUGUGGCGAUUGAUUUGAGAUACUAAAUGAAUGCUUUCUGACCUUUGCAGUAGUUUGUGAAUUAAAUAGCCGUUAGCGCGCAUUCAUUUAAGGAUAGGAGCCAUAUCUCAAUGUGAAACUUCUGAAUAGGCGCAUGGUGUAAGUAUCUCCUUUAAUAAGUAAGUAGCUUUGUAACACGGCAAUAUUGAGACUAAUAAGUUGGUGGUUUGGGACAUGCAGCAGUUUUUUCAUGCACCGCGACAUACUUGCAUCAAAAUACAGUAUAAAGACGGCUUUGCAUACUUGCUUGGGUUUCGCUUCACAUUUGUAUAUCAUGCUAUUGAUUUGAAGGCCUGCACCGCACGGUGCUUUGAGAUUAUCAAUCAAGUGUGUUGUUCCUUGUAGGCUGCUACAAUGUGACAUUCAGGAAACUUGGGGUAGUUUUCACAACAAUAACGUACUUUGAUGUUAAGGGCUAGGAGACAAAGAAACUACAGGAUGUGUCUACAGCAUAAACUGCCGGGCUUGACACCACUGUUUAGACAAUAAACUGUCACACGGUGAGACGGAUUUUUACUCAAAUGAAUGUGACUCAGACAGUACAGUCAUGUGCUCCUGUAUAAGAAUGGGUGGGGGAAAUGUAAAGAUUACAAUAUUAUUUUAUCCAGGGUAUUAUUCACAAUGUCUUGAAUGCUUCCAGAUGACCCCAAAGAUGAUGAGAAGAGGGUCCUCUGUUUAAUAAAGAUAAUAAUAGCAUUAGUAAUAAGGAUGUGUCACUGCAAUGCUGCUGCUACAGCUACUGGCGUAUUCAACAUCCUGUCAAAGCUGUUUUGGAUUUCAACAAAUAUACUUUUUAGAGCUAUUUUGUCUAUUCCUGUUAUACCAAUAAAAGUAUUAAAAUCCCA